GUGUAGGAGUAGCCCGUGAACGAGAGCGAAAAUGGCGUCUCCGAAAACUGUUCCGAAAGAUGCACAGGUUAUGAUGCAGAUUUUGAAGGACAUGGGAAUCACGGAGUAUGAGCCGAGGGUCAUCAAUCAGAUGCUGGAGUUCAUGUACAGAUACGUCACAACCAUCAUCGAAGAUGCCAAAAUAUACGCCACACACGCUAAGAAGUCCAACGUGGACGCUGACGACAUCCGGUUAGCCAUCCAGUGUCGAAUGGAUCAGUCCUUUACGUCACCGCCGCCGCGAGACUUUCUGCUCGAGGUCGCCAGGCAGAAGAAUCAAACCCCGCUGCCCCUGAUUAAGCCGUACGCAGGUCCUCGUCUUCCACCGGACCGCUACUGCUUAACUGCCCCGAACUACAGGCUCAAGUCUCUGCAGAAAAAGGUGACUUCCUCGGCGGGGAGAAUAACGGUGCCGCGCCUCAGCGUGGGGGCCGUGUCCAGUCGACCAAGCACACCGACUCUCGCUACACCGUCAGUGCAGACGAUGGGCUCGAAAGUGGGAACUCCGGUGUCGAUAACAGGUCAGCGCUUCACGGUUCAGAUCCCGUCCUCUCAAGCAACAUCUGCUAAGUCAGCCACCCCGACCACUCCAGGCACGGUCCAGAACGUCCUCAUCAAUCCCUCUCUCAUCGGUUCCAAGAACAUCCUCAUCACAACCAACAUGGUGUCUCAGAACUCAUCCAGCGACUCUGGCUCGCUCAAAAGAAAGCACGAAGACGACGAUGAUUACGACGCCUCAUGACCCUGUACAGAUAUAAAUAAUACUUGUGGAUCCUUGGCACCAGACCGGCUUGUAAAUACGCGCUAAUUUUUCCUUCAGUCUCGCAGCUACGCCAUCCUUUUGAUUAGACCAGUAACGUUAGCUUCUUGCUCUGUGUUUGCAAAAAAUUUUUUGUAAGUAAAAAAAAAAAAAGGUAACUGAGUACAAAUUAACAUGGUUUUAUGAUGGAUAGAAGAAACAGCAGCAUAGUUUUACAUUGAAAUAUAAUGAUGAAAGUAUUACAUGAAAGGAAGUGACCAGUAGGGAGUGACAAACUUCAAUCUUUCUUUUUGUUUGGAAAUGCUUUACUUGUAUUAUCAGUAUCUAGUGACAAAAACCUGUCCCUAAUCUUACUGGUCAUGAUGUGGUUUAAAAGCUUGUUUUCAAAAAAAGCCCAAUGUCAUUGUAUAACUUUAAAAUUUCCUAAGCAAUAAAAAAUAAUUUGUCUCUUUA
Molecule: messenger RNA, 1252 nt
Organism: Hemibagrus wyckioides
Lineage: Eukaryota; Metazoa; Chordata; Actinopteri; Siluriformes; Bagridae
Gene: taf9
Product: TAF9 RNA polymerase II, TATA box binding protein (TBP)-associated factor
Exons: 7
Coding region: 32-781 (249 amino acids)
Biological process (GO): RNA polymerase II preinitiation complex assembly; DNA-templated transcription initiation
Cellular component (GO): SAGA complex; transcription factor TFIID complex
Molecular function (GO): protein heterodimerization activity; transcription coactivator activity; RNA polymerase II general transcription initiation factor activity
Source: RefSeq, a predicted model, not a curated record